Botrytis sinoallii is the source of this 1635-nucleotide messenger RNA. RefSeq lists its product as uncharacterized. Bases 1 to 1635 code for a protein of 544 amino acids. The record is from RefSeq and is a predicted model, not a curated record. The transcript has 3 exons. Lineage: Eukaryota; Fungi; Ascomycota; Leotiomycetes; Helotiales; Sclerotiniaceae.
AUGGCACUCUUCACAACAGCAAAGAUGGCUUCCUUUAUAGAAAAAACAUCUCCUAAAUCUCUUCGCACCUUUCCAAUCGAGCUUCGCCAUAUGAUCUAUUGUCUCCUACUCCAAGGUACAUGGGAAGAAACCGAUAGUCGACGAACGGCUCGAACAUUCCUAGCCGCAUUACGCGCAGAUGUGGGACUUUAUAAAGAAGCGCUAAUUAUUUUUUACAAAACCAGUACAUUUUCCUUGAGUUAUAAAAAUUACUGGCUUGGGAAAUAUUUUGUUCAGAAUGAUGGAGUCAGAUUUAUGGAUAUAAGAGUUGUGUCGUUGGCGUCGACGUUCCGGAGGGUACAUGUUGAAGUUCCGCUCUCGACUUCGACUUCGGGUCCUAUUGAUGGUCUCCCCUCCACCUCCCCAACCUUCGACCGCACAGCCCGAAUCAUCCGCAUGGCCCAAAACCUUACAUAUCUCCACGUCGAACCAACAAUCAACAGCGGCUGUCGCACCCAAUGGCUUGCACUAAUCUGCGAUCUCAUCGGUCCCUCCGAUUCUUGUCCUUCUCUCCUAACCCUAAAAUUCACAUGGGCAGCUUACAUGAUUGAAAAAUAUAGUCAUACUGUCGAAUGGACAAUCCAUCAAUUCGAUUCCGUCUUCGGCACCCCUGGAUAUCUGGAAUCCCCCUCAACCGGCCACAAGUCAUCUUGGAUCUGGCAGCACCUUGGCAAAGACGCAGGCCGCGUUCUCAAAUGGGGCAACCACGGAAAAAGCCCCGCGAGAAUCGAAAUCAGUCUCGCCGAAGCCGCAGCCAUGCGCCAGCGCGAUCUCAUGUCCCACGACGCGAGAAGAAUCUGGCAAUUUCGACACCUUCGCUCGUGUAUGUAUGGUGUGCGUCCGAAAUGCUGUACUUCUAUUUUCGCAAUGCCGCAUCCGGGAACAGGGGCGAAUCAUCCGCCGAUGGAGAUUUUCCAACAUAACAAUGGAGAGGUUUUUCGACAGGGGAUUGGAGAUGAGUUACCUAACUUGUUGGAUGAGACAGAUAUCGAUGAGGAUGCGGGGAUGUGGAGACCGGUUCCAAUGGAAACUCUGUUGGGCAUGAAGAAACGCUGUGAGGAGGAGCAGGAAAGAGGUUCAUUAAUCCAUCAUGAACCAAGAGAAGAAAAUCAUCUCACGAAAUGGCUUUCCGAUCAAGGUUUCGAAUGUCCCAUCGAUACCGUAGCGAAGUUAAGAACAACACUCAAAUGGGCCUUGAAGCAAGAAAUGUAUGGAAUCCCUCUCAGCGAGGUUCAGAGGGCGAUUUGCAACGUAGACAUCGAUACCAACUUCCAAGUCACCUUCGCGGAUGGACUUGCAGUUUCGCUUUCGGAAAGAGAAGAAACACAUCCUACGACUGAGAGACGCAUACCAGGUGUCAAAUACGAUAGACGGAAUGGGAAUAAGUAUCAUUCUGCACUUCCGAGUAAUUGGGACUGUGCAGAUAGUGAUGAGGGGAUGGAGAAAGGAGAAGAGGUUUUUCUCGAGGAGAGUGAGAGGAAUGAUCGUUUGGCGAGGGAUAGGGUGUAUGCGGAGAGUGUGGGGAGUGGGGACACGGUUUUGCUAGAGGACUUGGUGUUUGAGCCUGGAAAGAGGAGAGGGGAAAUUAUUCGUUGA